AUGCCGGGGCGUUCGACUACGGAAGCGAUUCAUCAGAUAAGGAGAUUAGUUGAGCAGUACAGGGAGAGGAAGAAGGAUUUGCAUAUGGUGUUUAUUGCCCUUGAGAAAGCAUACGAUAAUGUUCCGAGGGAGGUCCUGUGGAGGUGUUUGGCAGUUAGCGGUGUUCCGGAGUGCAAGUUCAGUGACGGGACCCAUGAUGCAGACGUAGAGGUUAAGCUUGAUACUCAAGUUAUCCCCAAGAGAGCGAGUUUUAAGUAUCUCGGGUCUAUUAUCCAGGGUAACGGGGAUAUUGACGAAGAUGUCGCGCAUCGCAUUGGAGCGGGAUGGAUGAAGUGGAGGCUCGCUUCUGGUGUUUUGUGUGAUAGGAAUGUGCCGCUAAGACUUAAGGGUAAGUUUUAUAGAGUGGUGGUGCGACCGGCUAUGCUGUAUGGGGCUGAGUGUUGGCCAGUCAAGAACUCCCACGUGCAGAAGAUGAGAGUAGCAGAGAUGAGGAUGUUGAGAUGGAUGUGUGGGUGUACCAGGAGCGAUAGGAUUAGGAAUGAAGAUAUCCGGGACAGAGUGGGAGUAGCCUCCGUGGAGGACAAGACGCGGGAGUCGAGGCUGCGAUGGUUCGGACAUGUUAAGAGAAGAAGCAUUGAUGCUCCAGUUAGGAGGUAUGAGAGGUUGGCCAUGGAGAAUUUGAGAAGAGCCUUUCUACCUGCAUUAGGUAGGGGUAAGGUCUGCGUACAAACUACCCUCCCCAGACCCUACUUGUUGGGAUCAAAC
Nicotiana attenuata is the source of this 765-nucleotide messenger RNA. RefSeq lists its product as uncharacterized. The transcript is spliced from 3 exons. NCBI's taxonomy places the organism in Eukaryota, Viridiplantae, Streptophyta, Magnoliopsida, Solanales, Solanaceae. The record is from RefSeq and is a predicted model, not a curated record. The annotation marks the transcript as partial.